This is a messenger RNA of Phialemonium atrogriseum, 1529 nucleotides long. RefSeq lists its product as uncharacterized. Bases 501 to 1145 code for a protein of 214 amino acids. The transcript has a single exon. The record is from RefSeq and is a predicted model, not a curated record. NCBI's taxonomy places the organism in Eukaryota, Fungi, Ascomycota, Sordariomycetes, Cephalothecales, Cephalothecaceae.
CAUGUUUCGAACUCAACGUGUUCCUGCGAACCGACAAAGAAAGGGAAAAGGUCUCGCCGUCCAUUGAAAGACCUCUUUGUCAUUCACUGGGAAUCCGCUGGGCCACAAUACGCCAGAUGUGACUCGCCAGCUGGGUAUUUAGCUGGGACGUUCUCUACUUCCGCAUUCCCAACAUUCUCCUCUCAGUUUCUCGGAUAACGACAAUUAUUUUCGUUUAAUUUUUUAUUUUUUUAAAAAAAAAAUUCAAACGUCUCUCGCACUUUCUUUUGUGCCUCCACCUAAUUAGCAUUUGCACCCGCUAUCAACUCUCCUUAUAUCUUGAGACAUAUCUUUUAGAAGACCAGUUAGAAGCUGCUAGACAGCACACCACAGACGACAAAUCCCUUGCUUUUCAUUAUUUGCCCUUCAUCCUCCCAUCUACCCGAUUUACCCGAUCACGCGACACACCAUCUGGCAACAAUCAUACCCGUUCGCAUCGGCAGGCAUUCGUUACCUACGAGAUGGGUCUAUCCACUUUCAUCGAGCUCGGCAAAACCGCCGCCCAAGGCAAGCAGGCUAUGGAUUCCUUCAACCCGCAGACAGCGACAGCCCUGGGCAAGAAGGCGGCCACGGCACCGCUCAAGGUCUGGGAAAACAUCCCGCGCUGGGUCGUCCGCGGCCUCCAGCUCCUCCUCGGCCUCAUAGUGGUGGCACUCUACGGCCACCGCGUGGACGCGGACCGCAAGGCCGGCAACGCCCAGGUGGCGGAGUGGGUGUUUGGCGUCGCCGUCGCUAGCAUGUCGUGCAUCACGGCCGUGGUGUUUGCGCUUGCCGCGCCCCUGGGCGCUGUGAGCGACAAGUUCAAGACCUACCGCUUGUUUGCCUGGGAUGUCGUGCUCUUCGUUCUGUGGAUUAUUCUGUUUGGCGUCAUGGGGAUGAUCUUUCUGAAGCGGGACGAUGGGCUCGACUACAAGGGGGCUAGUACUUCAACCAUGAAAAAGGUUGUCUGGUUGGAUCUUGUCAAUUCCAUUCUUUGGAUGGCCAGCGGCGUUUACGGGUUUGUCAAGAAGUUUCUAGGUGCGAAGGUCGAUAGCGUCGGUGGGCGUGUUGCUGGAAGAUUGUUUGGGAAGAAAGCGCAGCCGGCCAAGGAGGUGUACGAGGUCUAGGGUUCCUGUUGUCUCCUCCAACCUCUUGCAUACCAUCUCAGGCAUUGUUUCACGUCAAGCUUGUACAAUUACACAAUUUAAUCGGUGAGCGAUGCUUGAUGUUUUCACACCAGCCCGAUAUGCACAGAUGACACGUCAAGCAGAUGCAGAAGAUACAGCACAAGAGGCUGGCAACGCUACGACAUUGUUAGCCUUCUCGUCCCUCGGGGCACAACUGGUCUUGUGGCAAUAAUUUGACUCACACCUGCAUCGGGGUUCCCUCUUUCCUCACUAUGGUCUGCGUCCGCCGCUUGCAGAAAGGGAAGUCGAUCCGCUGCGGAGCUGCGCUCGGAAGGUGCAGCGGAGUCACGGUUGGGGUUGGGUUUGACAACGACUCAGUUGUCA